Messenger RNA from Cynoglossus semilaevis (tongue sole), 6285 nucleotides. RefSeq names its product retinoic acid receptor alpha. The record is from RefSeq and is a predicted model, not a curated record. Gene Ontology annotation, cellular component: nucleus; chromosome; transcription regulator complex. NCBI's taxonomy places the organism in Eukaryota, Metazoa, Chordata, Actinopteri, Pleuronectiformes, Cynoglossidae. Gene Ontology annotation, molecular function: RNA polymerase II cis-regulatory region sequence-specific DNA binding; zinc ion binding; nuclear glucocorticoid receptor binding. The transcript has 16 exons. Bases 260 to 6031 code for a protein of 1923 amino acids. Gene Ontology annotation, biological process: cellular response to corticotropin-releasing hormone stimulus; regulation of mitotic nuclear division; regulation of chromosome segregation.
CAAAACAGACCGAUUCCACUUCUCUGAUCAAUAAGAGCUGUAAAAAUAAAAGAUGCCAAAUGACCAGAUGGCUCCUAGGUGUUUGGAUUUAUCACUUUCCCCUCGAUUUUGAUGCAGUUCCCCCUCCAUUUGGCUCCCUCACCUUCUACCUCCGCCGGUGUGGAGAGCUGAAGAAAAGGAUUGACAUUUUUUUAAUAUAGAAGAGAGAAAGAAAAAAAACAUCAAGUAAUAAUAAUCCCCUGCUGCCAGUCUGCUUCGUAUGAUGUAUGAGAGUGUGGACGUUGUGGGACUGAAUCCCAGCCCGAACCCGUUUUUAAUGAUGGAUUACUACAACCAGAGCAGAGGAUGUUUGAUCCCGGAGAAAGGAGGACUGGUGCCGGGUGCACCCCAUCCCUACAGCACGUCCAUCAGGAACCAGCACUGGAACGGCUCCAACCACUCUAUCGAGACCCAGAGUACCAGCUCAGAGGAGAUAGUGCCAAGCCCGCCCUCGCCUCCCCCACCGCCCCGCGUCUACAAACCCUGCUUUGUGUGCCAGGACAAGUCCUCAGGGUACCACUACGGUGUCAGCGCCUGCGAGGGCUGCAAGGGGUUCUUCAGGCGGAGCAUCCAGAAGAACAUGGUGUAUACCUGUCACCGGGAGAAGAACUGUAUCAUCAACAAAGUCACACGCAACCGCUGCCAGUACUGUCGGCUGCAGAAGUGCCUGGACGUGGGGAUGUCCAAGGAGUCAGUGAGGAACGACAGGAACAAGAAGAAAAAGGAUGAGAAGAAGCAGGAGUGCACGGAGAGCUACGUGAUGACUCCUGACACGGAGCAGAUGAUCGACAGGGUCCGCAAGGCCCACCAGGAGACUUUCCCCUCUCUCUGCCAGCUGGGCAAAUACACUACGACUAACAGCUCAGAACGACGCGUGUCCUUGGAUGUAGAUCUGUGGGACAAAUUCAGCGAGCUCUCCACCAAGUGCAUCAUCAAGACGGUGGAGUUCGCCAAGCAGCUGCCAGGCUUCACCACGCUCACCAUCGCUGACCAGAUCACUCUCCUCAAAGCAGCCUGUCUCGACAUCCUGAUACUGCGGAUCUGUACACGCUACACGCCAGAGCAGGACACCAUGACCUUCUCCGAUGGACUCACGUUAAACCGGACCCAGAUGCACAAUGCCGGCUUCGGUCCCCUCACUGACUUGGUUUUUGCAUUUGCCAAUCAGCUUCUUCCUCUGGAGAUGGACGAUGCAGAGACAGGGCUCCUCAGCGCCAUCUGUUUGCUGUGUGGAGAUCGCCAGGACUUGGAGCAGGCGGAUAAAGUGGACGUCCUUCAGGAGCCUCUACUGGAGGCGCUGAAAAUUUACGUGAGGAAAAGGAGGCCCCACAAACCGCACAUGUUCCCCAAGAUGCUGAUGAAGAUCACCGACCUGAGGAGCAUCAGUGCUAAAGGAGCUGAACGGGUCAUCACCCUGAAGAUGGAGAUUCCUGGCUCCAUGCCCCCUCUCAUCCAGGAGAUGCUAGAAAACUCUGAAGGUCUGGAGAAACAGCAGAAGGCGGAAAGUCCAAAAAAACAGACUCCAAAGAAGUCACCAACAAACAAAAAAGCUUCACAAAAAGCUCCUACACCUGAGAAGAAAUCGCCAAAAUCUAAUACUCCCAAGGUUGCAUCACCAGGAGCCAAGAUGCCCACAUCCAGAUCAUCUUCUCCCAGGGCUGCUUCUCCUGGAAACAAAAUGCCAUCUUCUAAGGCUUCUCCCAAAACUCCUGGAGGAGUAACCAAGAAUGAAACCCCUCAGUCCAACAAACAGCCUAAAACUCCAGGCCAGGCAACACCGGGGAAAACCCCAGUUAAUCCUGACACCUUCACACCCACGGUGCAAGGCCGCUUCUCUGUGUCACGCAUCAGCACUCCAUCUCCAGUAAGUGAAAAUGCCGCCCCUGAAGAAAUGCCAGCAGUCGGUGUGACUCCGAGGAGGAAGAGCAUGAGGAGCACCACAAAGAAGACACCUGUUGUUUCCAUAAGUGCUGUGAAAGUUAUGAGGAGAAGUGGAAUUUCACGGGCCUCUAUGAAAAUUAAAACUUCAUUUGCAGACAUUGUUAAGUUUGGACAAGCUAAGACCAGUGCAGUUGCUCUAGCUAAAAAACAGGUUGUUAAAAAACCCACAAGGAAGGCUGCAACUAAACCCCAGACACCAGCAAGAAAACUCCAGGACCAUGUCAGCACUGGACACGCCGACUCCCCCAUGACAAUUGUUGUGGGCAGAGCCCACAAACGCCAGGUUGUCCAGCCAACCGGUGCUGCACCGAGGAUGGUCACCAAUGUUAUACUUGGCAAAAAGAUCAUGAAGAUGGAUGAAGAUCUGACAGGAAUUUCUGAGAUGUUCAAAACACCUGCACAUGGAAGAAAGAGGAAGUCUAUAAUGGACAAGAGUCUCACUGAGUCACCAAAAGGACUUCCGAGCACUCCUGUAGUUGAUCCCUCGGUUCUGAACACCCCAGAAGAACCAGGGGAAAUGAUGGUGUCGCCUCUAAGUGUGGUAUCCACAGGUAGAGGCAGAAGAUUUACCAGUGAAGCAGUUCAACGCCUCCUGAAAGAAGAGCAAGAAUCAAGUUUUGUUAAUGACGUUCUGGUCUUGGAGACUGAAGAAGAAUCAAGUGACCCACAAAGUGGUGAAGGUCCAGUGGAAACACCAAAACAGAAACCAGACCAGCCACUGUUUCUGACUCCAAGGCCUAGGGUGGAACCCUUGGAUGAUCUGAGAGGUACACUUUUGAAGACUCCUAAGCAGAAACCUGAACAAAAAGACUGCCUCACUGGAGUGAAGAGGAUCAUGAAGACCCCAAGAGACACCAUCGAGCCUGUGGAGGACAUCAGAGGGAGACUUCUAGUCACACCCAAACAGAAACCUGAACCAAGGGAUUGCCUUACUGGAGUUAAAGAAAUCUUUGACAUUCCUCAGUGGGAGGACAAAGUGUUAGAAGACCUUCAAGGAAAACUCGAGACUCCUGACGCUUCCAAGGCUGAGGGUAUGAGUCCAGUAGCAUCUGAAAUGAUGGACAUGUUGACACCAAAUGUGAAGGCUACUCAAAUGGAAUGCCUGACAGGUGUGAAGAGAAUAAUGAAAACACCAAAAGAGAAAGGUACUCCAGUCGAAGACAUGGUUGGUGUGAAGAGGAUCUUGACAACUCCCAGACAAAAAGGUGAACCGGUGGAGGACAACUUUGGCAUUAAGAGACUUGUGAAGUCACCCAAGCAGAGGGGUAAUGCUCCGGUGGAGGACUUUGAGGGGCUUCAACAGCUUAUGGAAGAACCACUUUCUGAUCGUGCAGAAGCAAUCAUUGUUGAGCUUGAAGAUCAGGCAGUUCCAAAUUGUGGUGUAGACAUUCCCCAAGAAGCUACAGUUUCUGAUCAAACAAGCGAGAUGUUGCCUGAAGAUGCUUGCGAACCAUCUCCUGCCCAAGAAACUGUUUUGGGCACCACCGUAGUUGAUAGUGUCCCUGUGGAAGAACCCAUUGAGGCUGCUGAAAUUCUGAAUGUACCUGAGGAACGAGCAGAAGAGGAGAUAAGUGUUGAUACUGUCACACAGAUGAGUCCAGUGGUGGAGAAUGCCCCUGAGAAGAAACCUGUUCGUGGGCAGAGAGCAAGAGCUGCCGAGUCCAACGAAGCUGAGGGUAGCAUACCCCUAGGCUCUGAAGUCACCGAAGCACCUGCUACAGUCAAAGGAAGGAGGGGAAAAAAACCUGAAGCCACAGUGACAUCUACUGUCAGACAAACAACAAGGAGCAGAAAUGCAAAGACUGAGACCCAGGAAAUCAAGGUUGCGGUGGAACAAUUCACCCCGAAAUCUUUGAUUAAAUCUAAAAAAGGGAGAAAUGCCGAAAAAGCACUUGAGGCUGAAAUGGUGCAAGAGGCUAGAAACAAGAUGGAAGUGGAAACCGAGGGAGAACAGAACCUCCCGGUGGAAGACAACCCUCCUACAAAUGACCAUGUGGUUCCUGAGGAGAAACUGGAUUCAAAGCCAAAAAGAGGAAGAAAAAUAAAGCAUCCUGAAAUCCAUGAGUAUGUGCCAGAGCAGAGAGACCUGAAUACAGGUGCAACUGAUCUUUGUGAUGACUUGGUGGAGGUAGUGCCCACAGGAAACGAUGACAACAAACUAUCAGAAGUCAUGGAAACAGCUGCACAGGUCCCAGUAACUGAGACAUUAUUUAGUGUGGAGGCUGACAAGGAUGCAUCUAUUGUUCAGAAAAAAUCUGGUCCAGGCACCAGAGCAAAAAUGCCCGAAAUUAAACAGGAGGGAGGAGACAUGUCGGAAGACAAUACCAUCACUGCCUCAGUCAGAGGAAGAAGAGGGAGGAAAAUUGAAGCUGUGGUGCUGCCUGCUGCUCGUCAGACAACACGAGCAAGGAAAGUUAGGCUGCAAGAAACCAACUCCAAUGACAAUUCUGAAGUUGUUCCAGAGAAAUCUGCAGAAACCCAACCAACAGCUGAGGAAAACAAGACAGAAGAAAAUGCUGUUGUUAAGCCCAGACGGGGGAGAAAAGCUACACAGACACCUUCUGUUCCACCAAAGACAGAGAAAGAAAACAUGGUUGAACUUAAGGCUGUGGGAAAUGUCAGUCAGGAAGAAAAUGAUUCUGUCAUAAAGGAAGCUGUGGUUAAGCCUACGCGAGGUAGAAAAGCAAAACUAACAUCUGUUAAGCCUCCACAGCCAGAACCAGAAAAAACAGAAGAUGAGGUUGAUCAGAUUUAUUCACAUGCCACUCAAGAGGAAAAUGAAUUUACACAGAUGGCACCAGUGAGACCAGUCAGAGAGAAAAGAACAAAACAAAAACCAGCAUCAGAGUUGCCUCAGACAGAGCCAGAGAAAACUGAGGUUGAUGAGCCCGUCGUCCAAGAACCUCAGCACACAACAGUCACUAAGAAGCCCAGAAAAGGGAGAAAGAUACAAUGUGAUGCUGUUGAACAAAAUGACAUCACAGCUGUUGUAAAGACGAAGCAGGAGUCGCAGCCUUCAGUCAGAACAAGGGGACGAAAUGCCAAGCAGGAAGAAAAGGUCAUGAAAAAUAGCACCGAUUUGGCCAGGUCAUCCUUUACUGAUGAUCCAAUUAAGAAAUUGAAACGAACCAGGAAGACGGAGCAAGAUGAUGUUGAGCCAAGAAAAGAAAUCCAGGCUGAAGUAGUCGUUCCUCAGGAGGCUGAAGUUAAAUCUGCUGUAGAACCACAGGAGAUCAUCCCUGUGUCUGUAAAACCACGGAGAGGAAGACUGGCCAAGAAAUGCCAUGAUGAUGAAAUCUCAGAGUCUAUUGAGGUAAAAGAGGUUCCCGCUGUCCAGUCCAGGAAACCCAGACAGGGCAGGAGAGGAGUGACUGUUGAAGAGGAUGUAGCCACUGUUGAGGUACUGGAGGAGAAUUCUGAAAACCUGCCAGAAGCUGAAAAUGCCAUUGAACCAGAUACUCCAGUUACCAAAGCGGUCAGGAGAAGAGGAGUCAAAACAUCUAUCAAAGAUGAGAGUUCACAAGUCAAUCCAGCCAAGAGAGCACGCCGAGGAGCUACUGCUGCCCCUGCUAAGGAGGCCAGCGUAGAACCCACACUCAAGCCCUCCUCACCUGUGUCAAACCCAGUGGAGCUUCCAAAAAGAGGAAGAAGAGUAGCAGCAGCAGUGACAAAACUCAGACUAGAUAAACCACUGGUGAGCAAUGACCUGCCAGAUCUCCCUGAUGAUUCUAAAAAUGCUGCUGAUCCUCAAGACCCCAAAACCAACAAAAGAGCUGUUCGCUGGAAGGUGGACAUGGAAGUCUUUGACAUUCCCAAAUCAACACCCGGGAAGCCUGUUAGAGGCAGAAGGACAAAGCUUGUUGACCAAGUUGAGCAAGAAAAGAAAGAUGAUACCAGCAAAUCUGAAGAGAAGGAUCUCUCAGGUGAAGUGGUCGAAGUUCAACCCAUGAAAAAAGCCAGACGAGGUGCAAAGGUCAAUGAGAAGCCCAAGACACAUGUUGAACCUGAGAUACAGCCGCAAACCAGAAGAGGAAGAUCGGCAAGAAAAUGAUGACAUUGGUGUAUAUAUUCUCUACAUUAUCUUUAUCCUUACUUGUGUAUGUUUUAUUUUAAAUCUUAGUUUUAAAGGCUUGAUUUGAAUUUGAAGCACUGUCUUCCCCCCUCCCCCACCCCCUUUGACUCGUUUUAAAACGGCAGGGAAACUUGUAUGAACCAUUGUUUUUUGACAAGUUGUAUGUUAUUCAUUCAUAAUACUGCAGCUUUUUACAGGAUACAUGAUUAAAAAAUUUUGUACAAUGAAAAAAA